Monodelphis domestica (gray short-tailed opossum) is the source of this 2381-nucleotide messenger RNA. RefSeq names its product DET1 partner of COP1 E3 ubiquitin ligase (gene DET1). Gene Ontology annotation, cellular component: nucleus; cullin-RING ubiquitin ligase complex. Gene Ontology annotation, molecular function: ubiquitin protein ligase binding; ubiquitin-like ligase-substrate adaptor activity. The record is from RefSeq and is a predicted model, not a curated record. Lineage: Eukaryota; Metazoa; Chordata; Mammalia; Didelphimorphia; Didelphidae. Gene Ontology annotation, biological process: protein ubiquitination; positive regulation of proteasomal ubiquitin-dependent protein catabolic process.
CGCCGGGUGCCGGCGUCAGUGGCAACAUGGCGGUGGCUGCGGCGGCUGUGGCGGCCAUCGGGGCGCGUCCAGCGCAGCCCGGGGAUCCCCUCGCCCCGGCCCCAUGAGCCCGGCGCGACGGGGGGCGCGGGACGGACGGAAAUAAGAUGCUGUGAUGAUGGAUCAUGAUGUCCCAACAAUCAAACCUCGAAGAAUCCAGAACCAAAAUGUUAUCCACCGCUUAGAGCGUCGGCGCAUCAGCUCAGGCAAGGCUGGUACCCACUGGCACCAGGUUCGAGUAUUCCACCAGAAUGUCUUCCCCAACUUUACUGUGGUUAAUGUGGAAAAACCACCUUGCUUCCUGCGAAAAUUUUCACCUGAUGGGCGCUACUUUAUUGCCUUUUCUUCAGAUCAGACAUCACUGGAGAUUUAUGAGUACCAGGGCUGCCAGGCAGCAGAAGACCUACUGCAGGGUUAUGAGGGUGAAAUUUUGGCCAAUGGCAAUGACCAACGGUCAGUCAACAUUCGAGGCCGACUCUUUGAACGCUUCUUUGUCUUGCUGCAUAUUACCAAUGUUGCUGCAAAUGGUGAACACCUAAAUCGUGAAUGUAGCCUCUUCACAGAUGACUGCCGUUGUGUCAUUGUGGGUUCUGCUGCCUACCUCCCUGAAGAGCCUCACCCUCCUUUUUAUGAAGUAUAUCGCAACAGUGAGUCAGUGACACCAAAUCCCCGCUCCCCUUUGGAGGACUAUUCCCUUCAUAUCAUUGAUCUUCACACUGGCAGGUUAUGUGACACCCGAACAUUUAAAUGUGAUAAAGUGAUCUUGUCCCACAAUCAAGGGCUAUACUUAUAUAAGAACAUACUAGCUAUUCUUUCAGUACAGCAGCAGACCAUUCAUGUCUUCCAGGUCACUCCUGAGGGCACCUUUAUUGAUGUGCGUACCAUUGGUCGAUUCUGCUAUGAGGAUGACCUGCUCACUCUGUCAGCUGUCUACCCUGAGGUACAGCGAGACAGCCAAACAGGCAUGGCUAACCCUUACAAGGAGCCUUUCAUUAAUUCCCUAAAGCACCGACUGUUGGUAUAUUUGUGGCGCCGAGCAGAGCAGGAUGGUAGUGCCAUGGCCAAGAGGCGCUUCUUCCAAUAUUUUGACCAGCUACGACAGUUGCGCAUGUGGAAGAUGCAGCUUCUAGAUGAAAAUCACCUGUUUAUCAAGUACACUAGUGAGGAUGUAGUGACACUACGGGUCACAGACCCAUCACAGCCUUCCUUCUUUGUUGUGUACAAUAUGGUGACGACAGAGGUGAUAGCAGUGUUUGAGAACACCUCAGAUGAGUUGCUGGAACUCUUUGAGAAUUUCUGUGACCUCUUCCGCAAUGCCACUCUGCACAGUGAGGCUGUCCAGUUUCCCUGUUCAGCUUCUAGCAACAAUUUUGCAAGGCAGAUUCAACGCCGGUUUAAAGACACUAUUGUAAAUGCAAAAUAUGGAGGCCACACAGAGGCAGUACGGCGGCUGCUUGGUCAGCUCCCCAUCAGUGCCCAGUCAUACAGUGGCAGUCCCUACCUCGAUCUGUCUCUCUUCAGCUAUGACGAUAAGUGGGUGUCUGUCAUGGAGCGGCCCAAGACUUGUGGAGAUCACCCAAUCAGGUUCUAUGCCCGGGAUUCUGGUCUGCUCAAGUUUGAGAUCCAGGCAGGCCUUCUGGGCCGCCCCAUCAACCACACAGUUAGACGCCUGGUCGCCUUUACCUUCCACCCUUUUGAGCCCUUUGCCAUCUCAGUGCAAAGAACUAAUGCUGAGUAUGUUGUCAACUUCCACAUGCGACACAGUUGCACAUAGGAUGUUGCCUAAAGGCUGGGGACCCACCAAAGCCAAGUUGUCUUGCCUUCUAAGACUUACACCCCCUUCCCAUCUCUGCAGAUCAGAAAGCAGAGUAUUUUAGGUGCCAGCAUCAUUCCUUUGGAACCAAGGUCUGUAUUGGUAAACCUUGGUUGGACUAUAUAGUCACUCAAACAUGAGCCAGAAGAGAGGAGUUGGACCCCGGAUAACUUACUUUUUUUUUUUUUAAAAACAAAACAAAACAAAACAUGAUCUUAACUGUCCUAUAAUUUUAAUGUCUCUUACUUUUUCAAUAAGGGAUUGCCCAAAAUGAAGUCCUUUAAUUAUUUUUAGUGGAGGGAGGUCUGUGUGUACAUAUCUUUUCAAGGAGUAGAUGAGAGUUUUCCACUAUUUUUCCCUCUUUCUUCUUUUCUUGACAGUGGUAUGCAGCCUGAAGCAGAGCAAUUAGUUGCCAUUGUGGCCAGACCUGAUAACUGAUUAAGUCCUUGCUCCUUCCUUUUCAUUUAGCCAAAAACCAAGGCUGUCUUUUUAAAUAAAAAUAAAAGACAUAUUUUCUUACUUAUAUAUA